AAAAUGGAAACUUCACUGAAGCAACUGGUCCGUGGCAAAGCAUUAGCCUUCAUAAUAAUUUUAGGGCUUGGAGGAACCUUUCAGAAUGGAUUUCAUGUUACUGUCACCAGUUCACCUUCGCCGUACAUUAAGAAUUUCAUCAACCAAAGUUGGUUUGUUCGACAUGGAGAGUCUAUGGCGCCUGAGACCGUAACUUUAAUUUGGUCAAUUAUAGUUUCAUCUUAUGCUGUAGGAGGCCUUUUUGGCUCAGUCAGUGUUAGGUACAUUGCUGGCAAAUUUGGAAGAAAGAAAGCCAUGAUCUGGAAUAACAUGGUCAGUAUUGUAGGUGCAGUAACCAUGUUUACGAGCAAGAGUGCACACUCUUUUGAAAUGACAAUGGUUGCAAGGUUCUUAUUUGGAUUUUCUUCAGGUUUGGGUGCAAGCAUCCACACCAUAUACCUUGGUGAGAGUUCCCCUAAAAAACUGAGAGGAAUGGUGACAUUGACAGCAGCCACCUUUAUUUCCAUCGGGAAACUCACUGGUCAACUCGCUGGUCUGAGGGAAAUCUUUGGGCGUGAGGAACUGUGGCAUAUCCUGCUUUGUGCCCCAGCAUUUUUGUCUGUGGUUCAGAUGAUUGUGCUGCCCUCCUUUCCCGAGGCCCCAAGAUAUUUAUUAAUAGACAAACACAAUGAGCCAAUGUGCAGAGAUGCCCUUCAGACCCUGUGGGGGGAGGGCGACAUGAAGAUGGAGAUUGCGGAGAUGUUGGCGGAGCAGGAUGCUAUAAAGGGGCAGAGCUCUCAGAGCCUGCUGCAGCUGCUGACGGACAGACGUGUGCGCUGGCAGGUCCUCAGUAUACUGGUCAUCAAUGUGGGCAUCCAGUUCUGCGGCAUCUCUGCUAUAAGUGCCUUCUCCUUCAACAUCUUCCAAGAAGUGAACAUUCCACUGGACAAAAUCCGUUAUGUGACACUGGGUGUGGGGGCCUCUGAGGUCCUCACCUCCAUCACAUGCGGCCUCCUCAUUGAGAAUUUGGGGAGGAGAGCUCUGCUGUGGGGAGGCUUUGGAGCCAUGUCUGUAAUAAUGGCAUUAAUCACACUCUCACAGCUCCUGAAGGAAAACAGUAAUUGGAUUCCAUAUAGCACAGUUGGCCUGAUAUUUCUCUUCGUAAUAUUCUAUGGGGGUGGACCAGCGGGUGUUCUGCCAUCGCUAACUCUCGAGAUAUUCAUCCAGUCCUCUCGACCUGCAGCCUUUGUAUUCACUGGCAUACUGCGGUGGCUGGGAUUCUCUGUGAUGGGAACGACCUUCCCCUUUAUAAUUAAAUUGUGGAAGUCCUACAGUUUUGUGCUGUUUUCUGCAGUUAAUCUGUUGGCUGGGCUGUUUCUCUUUUUCUUCUUACCUGAAACAAAGGGUAAAACACUCUUGGAAAUAUCAGAUGAAUUCAGCAAAAUCCAAUUAUGGAGGCCUUCAAGAAAAGACAUUGUAGAAACAAGGCUAUAA
This is a messenger RNA of Conger conger (European conger), 1473 nucleotides long. It is a transcript of the gene slc2a9l1, whose product is annotated as solute carrier family 2 member 9, like 1. Gene Ontology annotation, molecular function: hexose transmembrane transporter activity. Gene Ontology annotation, biological process: monosaccharide transmembrane transport. NCBI's taxonomy places the organism in Eukaryota, Metazoa, Chordata, Actinopteri, Anguilliformes, Congridae. The transcript has 12 exons. Gene Ontology annotation, cellular component: membrane. Bases 4 to 1473 code for a protein of 489 amino acids. The record is from RefSeq and is a predicted model, not a curated record.